GAGAGAGAGAGAGAGGGCAAGCGUAAAUACAGUUAUUUAGUCUGCUAAAGCAUUAGUGUAAUUCGAAUGAAUAAUUGCGGAGUACGCAAGAAUUGUCCUAUGUAUAAUAUUUUCAAUUGUUUAAAAUAAAAUGACAAAAAUAAUCGAUUUACGUCCCGAUAAAAAGCUUGUAAAUACAAAUUUUGAAAAAUAUCAAUUUUGUUCAGAUACCAUAUUAGGUAAACAAGAGAUAGAACUGCAAACCGAAAUCUUACGUAUUGAAUUGAGUGCAUCGCAAGAUUCUUGGUUAGAAGCCAGACAGUUUGCUUUUCACAAUCAUCUAUUUAAAAAUCCAUAUGACUCGACUUGUUGGUUUAUCGAUAAAGAUGGACAAAUUUGGAAAUUUAAGGGCAGUGAAUCAUUAGACCUAAUCUAUACGAGUAACAGCAUUAUUUCAAAAUCAUGCAAUUUUAAAUAUAAUCCAUCCAUUGCUUUUGCAUCAAAAAAUAUAUUUGCCAUUUGUAAUGGAGGAGGGAGUCUAGAAUUUUUAAUAGAAUAUAAAAAGGGCAUUCAAAAUUUUGUAUUUAAUAUCGAGCCAGCAAUCAUUUUAGAUGCAAGGUUUAUUAAAGAAAGCUCGGAAAUAAUUAUCGCUAUAUGUAUGAUAGAUGAGAGCGAAGGUAAAAAGUUUACGAAACUUAUUUUCCUAUUUUACAAUUACGAUGAGAAUACUAAUCAAACAGAUUCGAUUAUCAAGUUGAAUUAUAAACGUUCAAUGAAAGUGAAAGGACCAGUUGAAAAUGUCUAUAUUGAAGAAAAUGGAAAAUUCUGUCAUAUUAUUAGCCAAAAUCAGGUUGAAUUUGAGUAUGAUUCUACAAAGCUUGAUAAAAUUAAAGAUGAUUCUUCGCUUAACGACUCUCAAAUAAAAAUUCCACAAUACUGUUGGUCACAAGAUGAAGAUUCAAUUACCGUUUAUGUAAAAGUACCUGAAAAGUACAAUAAACUUGUAGCAAAAGUAGAUGUAACGUCAAAUAGUGUAUUAAUUGCGGUAGCUGAUAUAAUUCUAUUAAGUGGAGAAACUCCUAAUAGACUGGAGGCGCAGUUAACAACGUGGAGACAUAAAAAUGAUACUUUAGAGGUUGAAUUAUCUAAGUCCGAAAGUGGUUUAAUGUGGAGCGAAUUAAUGAAAGGUGAUACAGGAGGCGAAUAUUUAUCUAAUGAAGUAUUGGCUGCCGAAAUUCACUCGAGAUUUUCACAUUUAUGCUCAAAUCAACAAGAAGUAAAUGCUCAAGAUCAACCCGCUAUUGGUUUCAAUUCAGAGCAAUUAGAAGAAUGUGAUUUAAGUGGAUCAGAGAAUAUUCUGCAGAGAAUUAAUUUUGCUAAUCACAGCAUUACACACAUGGCUAUACUGGGCAGUAGUAAUAGAAUUUUGUUUAUAGAAAAGCAAUCAUCUGGACAAAUUAUAUGCUUGAGGCAUGAUCACGAUGGGUGUAUCUGGAUGAUGAAAGAAUCUAAUAACGAAGACUGGGAGCUAGAGCAUAUUCAUACUUUCCCAGGUUUUGGCUACGUCGAAGCUAGUAAAACAAAUAAAAAGUUUUGUGUUUCACCACCUGAUGGAUCUUUUAUAGCUGUAGUGGAGCAUACGAAGCAUGCCUUUUUAUAUGAAAAACCUGAAAAUAAUGCACAAAUUGGCAAACAAAGGAUAUUGGAUUUUGGGAGUGAAUCAUCACCAAUUUUAGGAGCUGUAACUAUAAAUAAAUAUUUGAUUAUUUUAACAAAGGAUGUAUUAUAUCAAUUGCAAAUUUAUUCAUAAUUUGUUGAAGUUCAUAAUUCUGUGUAAAUAAAGUUGUUUACAUAUCUCUGUAUUUAAAUUA
This is a messenger RNA of Ceratosolen solmsi marchali, 1850 nucleotides long. RefSeq names its product nudC domain-containing protein 1. The record is from RefSeq and is a predicted model, not a curated record. The coding region runs from base 131 to 1789 and encodes 552 amino acids. NCBI's taxonomy places the organism in Eukaryota, Metazoa, Arthropoda, Insecta, Hymenoptera, Agaonidae. The transcript has 4 exons.